Messenger RNA from Adineta steineri, 5400 nucleotides. The record is from the annotation of a GenBank genome assembly. Lineage: Eukaryota; Metazoa; Rotifera; Eurotatoria; Adinetida; Adinetidae.
AUGUCUUACGAAUCGACAAAAACUAGUACAAAUUCAACUGGUGGUGAAACAAUAACGAGUGAUAUAUCAUCACAAUCAGCAGCUAAUAAUUUUUAUCCAAAUAAUAAUAUUAAUAAUAAUAAUAAUAAUAACAAUAAUAAUAAUAAUACUAAUCGAACACAAACAAUGAUAAUGAAUCCAAUGUUGGGUACUAAUAAUUUUUAUAAUGGACCACCACAAGGUACAUCACCUCAACAAGUUCAAAUGCCAAAUCGUUCUAUGUAUCAAGGAUAUCCAUCGGGAUCUCCUCAUCAUCAACAACAAAUUUUAUCACCAUUUGAUACAUAUGAAUCGCGUACAAGUGGUUAUUAUUCACCAUAUAAUCAUGAGACUGGUGUUUAUGAACAUCAGCAAUCAAUAGGACGAACUUAUUAUGGAAAUUAUGGCGAUAAUCCUGUUGAGACAUCGCCAUAUCCCAUGAAAGAUGGUUCUUUAACAUCAUCAUCAAUGAAUAAUAAUAAUAAUACAGAUUUGAAUGCGACUGAUUCAACGACAACACCACAUGAUCAACAACAACAACAACAACAACAGCAAUCUGCUGGUAAUAUGGCAAUGGCAACGGCACAAACACCGCCAGGGAAUGGUGGCUAUAACAAUUCCUCCAUGAUGCCACCGCCUCAUCCAGCAUCAAAGCAACAACAACAACCACCACCAUAUGUCAACUAUUCACAGCAGCAACAAGGUGACAUGUAUAGUAGAACAUCAAAUAGUGCUAGUACACCUCAAUAUGUUCCACAAUAUUCGCAGUAUCCACCUGGAGCUACGGCAAUGAUGAAUCCACGAUCACCAGCACCAAAUACAAAUGCUUAUCGACCACCAUAUUCAUCUGGAUCUCCAUAUCAAAAUGGAAUAGCAUCAUCACCAUCACCAUCGACAUCGACAUCAGGAAAACCUACAUCUCGUUCACAACAAGUUUCACCUAAACGCUCAAAUUCACAACCAACAACACCACCACAACAACAAUCACGUUAUCCAUCUCCAUAUCCAUCCUAUUCAAAUGGACCAGUUGCUUAUAAACCAGGUGGUUCCAAUGGUUAUGCACCACCUCCAUCACAACAACAGCAACAGCAACUACCACCACAACAACACCAACCGCAGCAGCAACAACAACAACAACAAUCAACGUGGCCUCCACCACCAACACAACGUGAUGUAGUUACACCAGGUCUGGCUAGUAGUACAGGUGAUUCAGACUCGAAUUCAAGUAAUGCAUCACAACAACCUAUAUCAUAUCCACCUUCAACAAUGACCAAUGGUCCAACAACUGCAGGUUAUUCACAACCACCCUCAUCUUCAUAUAAUGCUGGUAGUGUUGGUGAUUCAACAAAUAAUAAUACCAAUAAUAAUAAUAAUAAUAAUAAUAAUAUGAAUUCAAGUGGGCAUAACUAUAUGGAUCAACAAUAUUCAAACAUACCACCACCAGGUUAUGGUUAUCCACCACAACAAAUGAAUCCAUAUGGUAAUCAUCCACAACAAAUGCAUGGUCCACCAACAAAUGAAUUUCGUCCUCCACCUGUACAACCAAUGGAUGAUGAUAAUAAUGCUUAUCGUAAUAAACCACCAUCUGCAAUGAUGGUUGAUCCUCAACAACAACAACAAUCACAUAAUGCAUCUAUUCCUCCACCUUCUGUAUCAUCAUCUCAAGCACAAUCUGUAUCAUCUUCAACAAACGGACCUAAAUCACCCAGUGGUACGAGCAUGUCAUCGUAUGUUCCUGAUGAUGCUGAUUCAAGUAAUUCAAGUUUUCCAGAUAGUCCACCACCUUCACAUGAAAAAGGUCAACAAAAACGUAAACUUUCAUCUGCAACAUCAAAUUCGCAUAGUACACCAGCAGAAGUUUUUACUAAAUUACGUGAUAUGGGUGAUGAAUCUGAACGACAAGAACGACAUAUAUUUGUUGAUCGUUUACAAAAAUUAUGGGAAGAAAAUCAAAUAGUGUGCCGUAAUUUACCUACAAUAUCGAAACAAACAAUUGAUUUAUAUCGUUUAUAUACAUGUGUACGUGAACAAAAUGGUUUUCAAGAAUUUUCAAAAGUAGCAAAAAAUCGUCAUUGGCGUGAUAUAGCAUCGAAAUUAAACAUUCCGAAUUCAUCAAGUGCAGCUUUUAAUGUUAAACAAAAGUAUAUUAAUUUAAAAUUAUUUCAUUAUGAAUGUAAAUUUGAUCGAGGAGGAAUUAAUCCUGAACCAAUAUUAGCUGACAUUGAUAAACAACAAGGAAAACGUACAAAAACGCCAAAGAAAGGAGCAAAUAAUAGUGGAACAACGACAAAUAAUAGCAAUGAUAAUACUAAUGAUAAUAAACUAGUACCUCCACAAGUACCUUCGCAAUCUCAACCUUCAGGUUUACCACUACCACCACAACCACCAUUACCAUCACAGCAACAACAACAACAGCAACCACCACCUAUUCAAGAUCCAUAUCGAGGUUAUCCACCACCUCCACAGGGUCACCCACAUCCAAUGGGUCAUCCACAACAACAACAACAAUAUCGACCUAUGCAAAUGCCUAUGCAUCCAUAUGGUGCAACUGGUAAUGAAUUACAACCACCUUAUGAUCCAUCAUCAGGUGGACAAAUGAUGUAUAAUAAUCCAGAAAUGGAUUAUCAACGUGCUGGUUAUCCACCACCACCACCAGGACAACAAUUACAACAACCUCCACAAAUGAUGAAACCACCACCAAAUGCUUAUGGUAUGCCACCGCCACCACCACAACAAGGUCAACAACCAUCAGCAUCUAUGCCACCUCAACAUCGACCACCAGGACCAUAUCCAUCAAUUGCAUCAAAACCACAACAACAGAUGACUCCUUCAUCACAACAAGAUUAUAAUUCACCACAAACAUCGAACUUAAUAGGUGCACCACCGAAUCAACAAGCACCACAUCCAUCUACAGGACCGCAACAAACAUAUCAUUAUCAACCUCAACAACCUAUACCGAGUCCUUAUCCUCCAUCUAGUUAUCAACAACAACAACAACAGCAACCACGUACAUCAAUGAUGGGCGGACCUCCACAAUCACAUGAUCCAUAUUUAUCUCAACAAGUUCCACCUAAUCAAACAUAUCCAAAUCCAAAUCAAGCAAAUUAUCCUUAUAAAAAAGCUGAAAAUUCUAUAACAACAGAUUCAUCAAAUCUUGACAAUCAAGAUUCAAAUAAAGGAAAUAAAUUAUUAAUGAAUCAACUUCGUUCAACAUCUUCAAAUACAUCUAUGCUUUCAACAUCAACACCUAUUUCUAUUUUAACUUCUUCAACAACACCAACAACAAAUUCUACGUUAACACCAACAUCAAUUCCAACACCUAAUUUUCCACCAAAUUCUGUUGAAGCAACAACAAUACCUUCGAAAAUUAAACGUAAAAAAUUAACUGCAAAAGACGUUACUCCAGUUGAUCCAUGGAAAUUAAUGAUGUCUUUACGUGGUGGUUUACUUGCUGAAACAACUUGGGCAUUAGAUACAAUAAAUAUAAUGUUAUCUGAUGAUCAAACUCAUACAUAUUUUCGUUUAAAACAAAUGCCUGGUUUAUUACAAGCUAUUGUUGAUAUAUAUGUUAAAUGUUUAACACAAUUAUUUGAUGAAUUUCAAAAUUCACCAUCAAAUAUUGAAAAUCAACAACCAUCAUUAAAUGAUUUAAAUGGUUCAUCACAUUUAACAUGUACAACUAUAAAAAAACAUGAACAUAGACAACAAGAAUCAAUUAUUUAUCGUGUAGAAUCAAAUUCAUUAAAUAAAUAUAAACGAAAAUAUAAUAAAGAACAAUCAAUUGUUUAUGAUCGUGUUUAUGAUGAACAAGGAAAUGAAAAAAAAGAUCCAACAAAUGUAUUAGAUUUACAAAAUACAAAUGAUUUAUGUUUUAUAAAUACUCAUUUUGAUCCUAUACGUUUGGAUGAUAAUUAUUAUGAGAAACUUUAUUAUGGUCAUCGUCUAGAUGAUAUAUCAACUGAUGAACAUGAUCAAGAACCAAUAAAAAAAUGUCAAAAUAUAUCACGUAAACGUAUAAAAACAUCUGAAGAUGAUAUAUCAUGUGAUGAAAUGUCAAUAUUGGAUAAUAAUCCAAAACGUCGUCGUCAUAAUUCCGAUUCAUUAAUAGAAAUCUCAGAUAGUAAUAAAGCAUUUCUUCAACGUUAUAAACGAAAAUUUGAAUAUGAUGAACGACAGACAUAUGAACUUUAUUCUGGUAUAUGUUCAUCAUCAUCAAUAACAACAAAAUCAAAUCAUACAAAAGAUUCUGAUUCAUGUACAAAUUCAAGUGAUCAACAAGAGAAUGUUUCAUCAUUAUUUACAUAUCAUUCACUUGCUUAUGAUCAAAUAUGUGCACGUUGUACUUGUGUAUCAUCUAUUUUACGUAAUCUCAGUUUUAUAUUGGGCAAUGAUAUUGAAUUAGUCAAAUCUAAAACAUUAAUUGGUUUAUUAGCUCGUCUUUUAUUACUCAGGCAUCGAGUUAAUGACAAUUAUAUGUCAGAUAAUCAAACAUCUCUUAAUGAAACAGUAGAUCAAGAUGAAUUAAAAAAUUCUGAACAAAAAUCAUCACCAUCAUUUUCUUGGGCAGAAUGUGUAUUAAAUAUACGUGACAAUACUCUUGUUACAUUGGCUAAUAUUGCUGGUACACUUGUACUUGAUACAUUUGAUUCGGAUUUAUUAUAUACAUUAAUUGAUGGUCUUUUACAUUGGUCAACAUGUUAUUCUGGUGAAGCUAUUGAUUCAUUACAUUCAUCAUUAAUAUCAGCACAACGUUUAUCUAUUGAAAUUUUAACAAAAUUAAGUGUACAUGAAAUGAAUAUGGAUUUUAUACUUGCUACACCACCAUUUUAUCGUAUUGUAUCAUUAUUUCAUGUUUUAACUGAUUGGUUAAUUGUUGAUGAAAUCAAUGGUGGUAUAUCAAAUUGGCAUCCACCACCAAUAACAUCAUCAACACAUUAUUAUCCAACUUAUUCUCGACCACGAACACAUAUUCAACGUGAAUUUGCUAUUGUUUUAUUAAAUGCAUUAGUACGAUGUGAUUCAUUAGCUGCUAGUGUUAUUGCACAUAUACCAUAUGCUAUAUCAUUAUUAAUAAAUUUUUUAGAAGAUUAUGAAAUGAAAACAAAUGAAUUAAUGGCACGUUAUGGUCCAGAUUAUGUUAUACGUCUUACAACACAACAAUCGAAUGCUCAACAUGCUGAACAAAUUUUAUUUACAACAAGUGAUAUGUUAAAACGUGCAGCAACAUGUUUACUUUCAAUAGUUAGUUAUACGGAUAAUAUUAAAAUGAUGAAACGAUAUGAAGAUCGAAUUUUAAAUUUAUCUACUUCACAUGUUAUUGAUUCAAAUGUUGGACGUGUUCUUACAGAUGUUUUGCACUAUUGUUCAUUGCACAACAGUUGA